Molecule: messenger RNA, 1120 nt
Organism: Raphanus sativus (radish)
Lineage: Eukaryota; Viridiplantae; Streptophyta; Magnoliopsida; Brassicales; Brassicaceae
Exons: 4
Coding region: 14-1120 (368 amino acids)
Source: RefSeq, a predicted model, not a curated record
GGAGCUUAGGAAGAUGGUUCAGCUGGUGAGGCUGGUUUUAGGUGACUGGCACCGUGGAGCUCAAGGUCAGUGGAGGUUCAACAGGAACCACGUUGAGCCGAAGUUUGAUGUUCAGCUAAAGGAGAAUGAGAGCUACAGCUCCAUCGUCUCAACUGUCAAGGAUAAAUACAGGCUAGACCAGUUCCUUUCUCCGACAGCGCCUGUGCUACUGACAUAUGAGUUGCCCGACUGGAUGAAAGAAAUAGAUGACUACACCUCGGCGCCGUUGGAGAUAACUGACGACGGAGAUGUAGAGGUAUUCAUGGCGGUGAGGGUAGACUGUGUUUGGCUGGAGCUUUAUGUGACAUACGGAGAUGAAGAUGUCAGCCGUUACCGUCGUUCGGUCGCAAUAGAGGAGGGUCAGAUACUCAAUACGGACCCUGAGGUGGAUAGACACCCGUUAGCCCACUGGCGAGGGACUGCUGAGCGGGGCUACUUGUUAGCUAGCGAGGAGGUGUUGAUGGAGAUAUGCACUACAGAGGAACUUCAAAAGAUAAAGAGACACUCUGAGGCUCUAACAAGGGAGAUGGAGGAUGAUGAAAGGUUCAUAAUCGGUGGUGAUUCUUGUUCCUCCGCGGACUCAUCUAAACGGCCAGACAAAGACGAUGAUCCCCCUAGCACAGGUUCUGUGAUAAGACUUCAGGACAUAACUGAAACGUCAGCGAAAGACUACUGUCCUACGAUGGAUAAGGGGAAGGGCAUCAUGACCGAAGAGAGAGUUGAAGUCCCACCGAUGGGAGUCGGUAUAGGGCCGAAUUCAGGAACUUUAGCACUGAUGCUAGGUACAUGUACUGGUAACAGAGAUAGCAUCAGCCACACUGGGUCAAUCUGUGAUCUAAGCGUAGUUCGAAACAUGUCAAGCGAGUUUGAUGAGCCGACGCAGAGCAAAGCCCAGCAUCUGUUUAGGGGCGUUCCAUUUGAGGGGGAUUCUGAUGAUUGUCAGAUACUUGAAGGGAAAGACUUGCAAGCAAAGGGCCAUCUCCGAGUGGGCCAAGUGUUCGAUAAUAAGGAUGCUUUCAAACUCCAUAUGACGCUGUACGCAAUCGCUAACAAGUUCAGAUACCUGGUAAAACGUUCAUAG